AUGACCAUUUCGAGCGAACUCCCCGCGAUUCGGCAACCGAGACCAAAGCAGUCCGCGGAACAUGAGGUCAUGAUUUCCAAGCAACGCCAACCGCUCAUGUCGCGCGAAAAGGCCAUGGUCUACCGAUUCAUUGGCAUCACCGCCUGGAUUCUUCAAACCUUUAACUGGCUGUACGGGUUCUUUAUGAAUAUAGAUGCCUGGAAUCCACUAAGACCGCUGUUUCUCGGCGCCACAUUCUCACUGGUAGUCGCUCUCCAUUUCAAAGACACUCCUAUAGCUACUCGGGUCAGAUUGUGGUUACACGCUACCUUGUUAUAUUUCGCCUUCAAUAUUUCCGGCGGAUGUCUUUGGACUAUAGCUUCGAUGUUUGCAAGAGCCGGGGGGUCCAGGGAUUCUAUCAUGGUAUGGCUCGUCGGUGUAUACUGGUGGAUAAUCGUCACCGCUAUUAUCUGGGGCUUCCUCGUUUCGAUAGGACCCCAGGACGAGUCCGACAUCGGGCUGCCAUAUUGGUUCAAGGAGUUCCUCCCAUAUGCCCUGGCGAAGGAUAUCAAAGAAAUAGACUCCAACAAAGAGCGCUCGGGCAUCCAAAAGAAGAAGCAGUGA
Colletotrichum aenigma is the source of this 603-nucleotide messenger RNA. RefSeq lists its product as uncharacterized. The transcript has a single exon. Bases 1 to 603 code for a protein of 200 amino acids. The record is from RefSeq and is a predicted model, not a curated record. NCBI's taxonomy places the organism in Eukaryota, Fungi, Ascomycota, Sordariomycetes, Glomerellales, Glomerellaceae.